Molecule: messenger RNA, 1566 nt
Organism: Cladophialophora psammophila CBS 110553
Lineage: Eukaryota; Fungi; Ascomycota; Eurotiomycetes; Chaetothyriales; Herpotrichiellaceae
Exons: 3
Coding region: 1-1566 (521 amino acids)
Biological process (GO): transmembrane transport
Cellular component (GO): membrane
Molecular function (GO): transmembrane transporter activity
Source: RefSeq, a predicted model, not a curated record
AUGACCAUCGACGCAGAAAAGGCCCCUCCUGCGGGCGACGUACCUAUCGUCGACGGCAGAAAGGGCUCUCUUCGAGCCGGUAGCGUCGACGACAUCGUUGUCAUGGACAAACUGGGCUACAAGCCAGAACUGAAUCGCAAUCGAUCAAUGGCAACGCUGUUGUUUCAGUCCCUGGCCAUCGCCGCCAUCCCGUACGGAGAAGGUGGUCCAUUGAUCUCGGCCAUCUACGGCGGAGGUCCGCUUGCCAUAUUUGUCGGCUGGAUUGUUGUCCUUGUUCUGGAUGAAUGCAUUGCUCUCUCCUUGGGCGAGCUGGCUUCGAGAUAUCCCACCUCUGCUGGACCGUACUAUUGGUCUUUUCAACUGGCAAGCAAGGGGAAGACCACCCUAUCGUUUAUUACAGGCUGGGUAUGGCUCGUAGGGAAUUGGACAAUCACCCUCUCGGUCAAUUUCGGAUUCGCUUCGCUGAUUGUUGCGAGCGUCGCAAUGUAUCAUCCAGAGUGGGUUGCAAAGGACUGGCAACUGCUCCUGAUUUUCUACGCCAUCUGCUUGAUGACCCUGGUCAUCUGCACUUUCGGGAACCGAUUCCUGCCCAUGGUUGAUACGAUCUGCGCAGCCUGGACGGCGGUGAGCAUCAUUAUCAUCCUCAUCGCACUCUCGGUCAAGGCGGACGUCGGGAGACACAGUGCGAGCUAUGCGCUCGGCCACUACGACAAGUCUUUCUCCGGCUGGGGAGGAUUCACCUUCUUUAUCGGUCUGCUUCCCGCGGCAUACACGUUCUCGGCUAUCGGAAUGAUAUCGGCCAUGGCAGAGGAAUGCUCAAACCCCACCGUCAAGGUCCCGACGGCCAUCAGUCUGUGCGUGCCCGUGGGUGGCUUCGCCGGCCUGUUCUUCAUUUUGCCCAUCUGCUUCACCCUGCCUCCGCUGGAAGACGUCAUUGCAGCACCGUACGGUCAGGCGCUCCCUUAUAUCUUCCACACAGUCAUGGGCACACCUGGAGGUGGUCUGGGCCUCAUCUUCCUCGUCUUGAUGAUCACCUUGUUCUGCAGCAUCAGCAUCACUGUGGCCGCGUCGCGGUGCACGUGGGCAUUUGCUCGAGAUGACGCCAUUCCACUCUCUCGCGUCUGGUCCAAAGUUAACGGCAACCUGGGCGUGCCCGUGUAUGCGCUGAUGCUCACGACGGUGGUGCAGAUGCUGCUCGGCCUGAUCUAUCUGGGCUCGUCGUCGGCCUUCCUGGCCUUUGUGUCCGUCGGCGUGAUCGGCCUGGCUGUGUCGUAUGCGAUCCCGAUCGCCAUCAGCGUCCUGCACCGACGGAAAGAAGUCUCGACCGCGCGCUGGAACUGCGGCCCGAUCGUUGGCCCGAUCGCCAACGGCGUGGCCCUGUGCUGGAUCACGUUCGAGGUCGUGCUCUUCAGCAUGCCCUCCGCUCUGCCCGUCACGGUGGUGACGAUGAACUACGCCAGCGUCGUCUUCGUCGGCUUCAUGUUCAUCUCGGCCGUGUGGUACAUCGUGUACGCUCGCAAGGCGUACAAGGGCCCGCCCGCAUCUGAUGGGAUUACCGCCGAAUGA